Gossypium raimondii (Peruvian cotton) is the source of this 3909-nucleotide messenger RNA. RefSeq lists its product as uncharacterized. The coding region runs from base 327 to 3722 and encodes 1131 amino acids. NCBI's taxonomy places the organism in Eukaryota, Viridiplantae, Streptophyta, Magnoliopsida, Malvales, Malvaceae. Gene Ontology annotation, molecular function: phosphatidylinositol binding. The record is from RefSeq and is a predicted model, not a curated record. The transcript is spliced from 15 exons.
CGUAAACACAUACGCGAAAGCUAAAUCAGCGUCACUCUAAAACAUAACCUAACGGUUCUCGUCUUGAAAUUUUCCAUAAUUUUUUCUUUCCUUCCAAACACUGCCUUUCCUUUAGUUCCUUCAUUUCAUUUUCCCUUCACAUUCUUUCAUUCCUUCUUCUUCCGCUUUUCUACCAAUUGGUUCUGUGUAAGCUUUGUUGUGGCUGUGGUUUGCAGUUUCCAUGAAUACAGAGAUACAGAAAAAGGGGGAAAAAAACAAUGAUUCGUUCGAUUGAGAGAUGUAUUCUUUGAUUUGAUUUGCUAGUUUUUUUACUUGGCGAGCAAAAAAUGGACAUGCCAAAGCAGGUGACGGUUCGUGACUUGGUGGAGGAAGCCAAGAAGCGGAUCGUGAUUUUAGCUAUCUGCGUCGUUGGAUUGUCCUAUCUCAUGUCACUGACAAGUUCCUCAGUUUUGGUUAAUCUGCCUGCUGCUGCCUCCUUAAUCGUUCUCCUACGAUACAUUUCGAUAGAUUAUGAAAUGCGGAGGAAAGCUGCUGUAUACAACAGAAAAUCUUCAUCUAUGAGUUCAUUGACUCCAAAGCAACCACCAGAGCGUCCUAAAGUUGUUGAUCGUUCUGAUUGGAGAAGGAAAGUGAAUUCUCCUAUUGUAGAGGACGCAAUAGAUCACUUCACAAGACAUCUUAUAUCUGAGUGGGUGACAGAUCUAUGGUAUUCUCGUUUAACACCUGAUAGGGAAGGCCCAGAAGAACUGGUGCUGAUCAUAAAUGGUGUUCUUGGGGAGCUUUCAGACCGCAUGAAAAAUAUAAAUCUCAUCGAUUUACUCACAAGGGACCUUAUUAAUCUCAUUUGUACUCACUUGGAGCUUUUUCGUGUGAAUAAAGCAAAAAUUGAAAAGCAGCAAUCUAUACCGCUGACUAUCGAACAUCAAGAUGCUGAAAUAAGACGUGUUAUGGCUGCAGAGAACAAACUGCACCCAGCUUUAUUCUCUACUGAAGCUGAGCACAAGGUGUUGCAACAUUUGAUGGGUGGUUUUAUAUCUUUCACAUUCAAACCCGAAGAUCUGCAAUGUUCUUUCUUUCGGUAUGUUGCCAGGGAACUUCUGGCUUGUGCAGUAAUGCGACCAGUCUUAAACUUAGUGAGUCCAAGGUUUAUAAAUGAGAGAAUUGAAUCUGCUAUUAUAUCUAUGACCAAAGCUAAAGGAGUCGAUGCUGCAGAAGGUGCAUCUCAAUACAAAUCAAAUGGCUCCUCAAGGAUCCCUUCUGAUCAUUUUUCUAAGUUUCUAGAUCCUUCUGUAACUGGUGUUGAAUUGGUACAAUUAAAAACUGAUCAGUCCAGAGCUGCUGGAGGCACCACUGCAACAGAUAACCUAAACAGAGCACAUCUUAUGAAGGAUCCACUGCUUUCCAUGGAUACUCGAUCUUCCCAUUCUUGGAGCUCUGUGCCUUUGAACUCUCAAACUAGUGCUGGAAAAGGUAUCGAGCAACAUCGUACAGGAGGAGAAUGGGGUGAUAUGUUAGAUAUCAUUUCCCGUAGAAAGACUGAGGUACUUGCUCCUGAAAAUUUUGAGAACUUGUGGACAAAAGGGAGAAACUACAAAAAGAAGGAAAAACGAUUGAUUGAGCAAGUUCCUCAGCAUAACUCUGCUGGGAGCCCUGCUACAGUGGAUCAUUCAAAAGCAAUAUCUAAGACAAGAGAGAAGUGUCCUACCAAGCUUAACACAUCUGAUAGGUGUGCAGCUCAAUCUACAUUAACUGAUCAGCGCAAAAUAGAAAAAUCAUUCCUAAAAGAAGCUAGCAAUAUAUCGUACUACUCUUCAGUUGCAUCUUGUCAGGAAGAUGAUGAACACAGCCUUGUUGAUUUGGAGGAGUUUGAAUCAGAAAGCAGUGAUUCUUUUACUUCAGAAGAAGAAACAGGAACUGUGACGGGUAUUGGUUCUCCAGGAACCAAAGUUUGGGAUGGCAAGAGUAACAGAAAUCUGGCAGUUUCGCAUAUUCAUCAUCCACUUGAAAAUCCUGAGGGCCAUAUGGCAAAGAAGGCUGGUGGAAGGCGUGUUCAAUAUCGAAGAUUAACCAGAACCCCAUCCAGCAGAAAAAGAUCGAGAUUGACCUGUCAGAAGUUGCCUGUCUGGCAAGAGGUGGAUAGGUCUAGCUUUAUAUCAGGGGAUGGACAGGACAUACUUAAUUCGCCGAAUGGGCAUGAGAAAGCUGAUGACUCCAGCAAUGAUUCUGACACUGAAUUCUUUGGUAGACUUCACAGUGGAGCUACUGCUUCUUUGUCUGCUGCUUCUAUCUCUAGUCAUAGUUUGACUAUUAAUUCCUUGCAAAACUCGUUGGUGGUAGAUUCUUUCUUUAAAUUGAGAUGUGAGGUUUUGGGUGCAAAUAUUGUGAAGAGUGGCUCCAAAACAUUUGCUGUUUAUUCCAUAUCUAUUACAGAUGUAAACAACAAUAAUAGCUGGUCAAUAAAGAGAAGAUUCCGACAUUUUGAGGAGCUGCAUCAACGCCUUAAACAAUUUCCGGAGUAUAAACUUCACUUGCCACCAAAGCAUUUUCUCUCAACAGGUUUGGACGUUCAUGUAAUACGAGAACGGUGUAAAUUGCUUGACAGAUAUUUAAAGAAUCUCCUGCAGCUUCCUACUAUUUCAGGAUCAAUUGAAGUUUGGGACUUCCUAAGUGUUGACUCCCAGACAUAUGUAUUCUCAAAUUCUUUUUCUAUCAUUGAGACAUUGUCAGUUGACCUUGACAGUAAUCCAUCUGAAAAGAGCGACAAGGCCUCAAGUGUUUUGGUGCCUCUGGCGGGUCCUUUAUCUUCUAAGAGAGAACAGUUAGACACUGAAAGCAAGGAAUCUGCACGGCAGAUGAAGCCAAAUCUUGCAAGGGAUGGAUUAAGAAAUGCAAAAGAUAUGUCUUAUCCUCCAAAAGUUCUCACUAAAGAACAGGGUAACUCCAUUGACGAUUCAGGCAGUAAUUCUGAUACUGGAGUGUCAAAGAUUUCAUUUGUAAGACACACGGGGAAGAAUGUUAAAGGAAAAGUGAAUGACAGAAUGGAAGAUGCUUCUGAGUUGGUUCUUGAUGCUGUUUCGCACCCAACCGUUCCUACAGAGUGGGUGCCACCAAAUUUAAGUGUCCCCAUUUUGGAUUUGGUGGAUGUCAUUUUCCAGCUCCAAGAUGGCGGGUGGAUCAGGAGGAAGGCUUUUUGGGUGGCCAAACAAAUCCUACAACUUGGAAUGGGUGAUGCUUUUGAUGAUUGGCUGAUAGAAAAGAUCCAGAUGCUGCGCAAGGGCUCAGUUGUUGCUUCAGGAAUCGAGCGUCUUGAGAAGAUACUUUGGCCUGAUGGUAUAUUCAUAACCAAACAUCCAAGGCAACAACGUCCGCCAUCAUCCUGUAGCCCUUCCAAGGCUUCACCUUGCAGUCCGCUACCUCCUGAAACAUGUUCACCUAGAUUGAGUGAUGAGCAGCAACAACUAGAAGCAGAACGUCGUGCAAAAUUCGUAUAUGAGCUAAUGAUUGACAAUGCACCAGCUGCCAUUGUGGGUCUUGUUGGUCGCAAGGAGUACGAACAAUCUGCUAAGGACCUCUAUUUCUUCAUUCAGUCUAGUGUUUGUUUGAAGCUGCUGGCAUAUGAUCUUCUUGAGCUCUUGCUGUUGUCUGCAUUUCCAGAGAUGGAGUAUGUAUUCAAGCAGUUCCAUGUAGAAAAACACAAGUUUGGUGAGUUUAAAGCAAACUAAGUCGCAUUUUGAUAUAGACAAGUCUGGCAUCAUUAAAUCCUUCCGGAUCAUACUCUCAUGCCCAUCCGGAGACAAAUACUUCAAUUGUAUCGUACGCCUCCAAAUUCUGCCUUUCUUUUUGUCAUGGAAAUUGUAAGUAAAUCUUGAAAUUAUAUGAAGGGAUGGAAAUCAAUCAAGCUUGCAUUUA